AUGUCUUCUGCUACAAAAGAGGUCCUUUCCAAGGUGCGGCGCAUGAUUCCGCCAAUGCUAGAGAAGUUUCACAAGGGCCAGUUGGGUAGAGUCGCCGUCAUCGGUGGCAGUGAAAAUUAUACAGGCGCACCCUACUUCUCGGCCAUGGCGAGUGCAAGGCUGGGUUCUGAUCUGUCGCAUGUCAUUUGCACACCAGCAGCAGCAACUGUCAUCAAGUCGUAUUCGCCAAACCUCAUGGUCCAUCCGCUGAUGCGACAGAGUGAAAACGCCAAAAAGGAACACGAGCCUGCGGCUUGGAAUGCUUCCAAGGACCCCGAGUCCAAUGCUGACCACAUUGCGGCUCAAAUCAAAGACCUACUGCCUCGCCUCCAUGUCCUCGUCAUCGGACCUGGUCUGGGUCGUGAUCCUCUGAUGCAUGCUACUGUCGCCCGCGUUAUCCGCGCCGCUCGCGAGCAAGAGCUUCCCAUUGUAUUGGAUGCUGAUGCUCUGGUGAUCGUGCACACGCAGCCCGAGCUGGUGAGCGGUUACGACGGUGCUGUGCUGACACCCAACGUUGUCGAGUUCGGCAAAUUGUGCGACGCACUGAAAGUCAAGGUCGACGACAAUGCGCCUGAGACCGCGCGUGUUGAGGCUCUGGCCAAAACUCUUAAGGGUGUGACAGUGGUUCAGAAGGGUGCCAAGGAUUACAUCUCCAACGGCGAAACGACAUUGACUGUGGACCUUGAAGGUGGUAAGAAGAGGAGUGGUGGACAGGGGGAUACUCUGACUGGUUCAAUUGCCACAUUUCUGGGAUGGAGGAGAGCCUAUCUGGACCGUCUGUGGGAUGUUGGCAAGGACCCCAUCGGCGAGCACGAGUUGGUUGGGCUCGCAGCCUUCGGUGGCUCUGCUAUCACAAGAGAAUGUUCUCGUCUAGCCUUUUCUAAGAAGGGACGCAGUCUACAGGCAAGCGACUUGACUGAUGAAGUUCACAUCUCAUUUCUCAACAUCUUUGGUGAGGACGAUGAGGUAGAUGAAUCCAAGCUGUUACCUGAUAGCCUUUGCCAACCUGGCGCCAGGCUUGCGCCCGAAGGAAGGCGUCACGGCUAA
Molecule: messenger RNA, 1086 nt
Organism: Fusarium subglutinans
Lineage: Eukaryota; Fungi; Ascomycota; Sordariomycetes; Hypocreales; Nectriaceae
Exons: 7
Coding region: 1-1086 (361 amino acids)
Biological process (GO): metabolite repair
Molecular function (GO): ATP-dependent NAD(P)H-hydrate dehydratase activity
Source: RefSeq, a predicted model, not a curated record